CAGAUAUCUAAAACAUAUAUUUACAGAAAUAAUGGAAAAAGUUGUGGAACAUUUUUUCAUCUGGAGAACAGACUUGAAAAGGUUAGACGAACUUAUUACUCCAUCUUCAUCCUCUCAGGUUCAAACAGAGAUUAUCCAGAGAACAGUUGGUUCACACCUCAACAAAACAUUCCCAGUUUUCUCCGAGUUCAAUCUACGGUUCUGUAAACAUGUUAUCCGGCUCCUGGAGAACUGUAACUGUGAGGUUCAGGAUGAGUUCUACGAGCUUAUCCAACAAACCCUCCUUAUUUCAGAGAAAUCAGAAUCCUUCAAAUCCUAUUUUCUUGGUUCUCAAACCAUCUCCUUGCUAGAGAAACCAGAACUUAUCAGUGAUGGAACUACUGGUUUGAACACGUGGACUGCAGGAAUACAUCUGACUAGAUGGAUUAGUUCUCAACCUAGAACCUGGCUGGACGGAGCUAGAGUAGUAGAACUAGGGGCUGGAGCUGGAAUUACAGCGAUCUUCACAAUAAAACAGUUUGAAAAUGUAGAAGAGUAUAUAGCAACAGACUGCCAUCCAUUAGUACUGAAGAACAUGAGCAGAAACAUUGAACUAAACCUGAACAGAGAAAAGAAUUCUAGAUCUGUAAAAUACAAGGUUCUGAACCUUGACUGGGAAUCAGACGAGGAGACUAGGUUUGCUCCGGAUAUAGUUCUAGGCGCGGACAUAGUUUUUGAUCCUAGUUUAGUUCCCAGCUUGGUUUCUACUAUUUCUAAACUUCUCUGCGAAAAGAACGGAACAGCCUUCAUCUGUAGCACAGUCAGGAAUGAGGAAACCUACCAAGGUUUCUUAGAGAACCUGGAGCAGAGAUACCUGCGCUGGUCUCGGAUAUCCUACGAAUCCUCGGACCCAGUCCAAAUCCUUAAAAUAAAUCUUGAAUCCUGAUUUUGUUUCAGAA
Molecule: messenger RNA, 938 nt
Organism: Eurytemora carolleeae
Lineage: Eukaryota; Metazoa; Arthropoda; Copepoda; Calanoida; Temoridae
Product: protein-lysine N-methyltransferase EEF2KMT-like
Exons: 4
Coding region: 32-925 (297 amino acids)
Source: RefSeq, a predicted model, not a curated record